Cryptomeria japonica (Japanese cedar) is the source of this 2475-nucleotide messenger RNA. Its product is annotated as protein ROOT HAIR SPECIFIC 17. Bases 269 to 2131 code for a protein of 620 amino acids. The transcript has 10 exons. Lineage: Eukaryota; Viridiplantae; Streptophyta; Pinopsida; Cupressales; Cupressaceae. The record is from RefSeq and is a predicted model, not a curated record.
UCCUUAUAAUUAUAGCUCUUCUGUUGUCCCCAAGCUUUGAUUGCUUGGAAAUAAGAACCCAUUUCCUCGUGGUAUAAAUUGCGAAAAUGCCACAUAGACGCAGGCGCUAAAUUAAGAAGCGGUGACUUGUUCUGCCGAUUCUGGCAGGGCAAGUAGAAAAUACCGGACGGCUGAAUGAUGGGUUUUCAACACUGGUUACUAAUUUCUAAAUCUUCCUCUGCUCUGUUUUUGUAUUUGUUGUUAUAGCAGGCGAGAGUAUUUUGUAUGGAUGAAUGAGGAGAGUUGUUAUUGUGUACGAGAUUGGUUCAUUUGGAUAAGUGGAUGGCGACAUGGAGUUGGGAAUAAGAUGGCAAUGGCAAAGGAGAUACAGAGGCAGAGGAUAGUGCUCAUCAGAAAAGGGAAAGGGAAGGGGAGAGGGAGAGGGAGAGGGAUCGGGAUCGGGAUCUCCGUCUCGCUUCCUACCCUUACACUUUCGCUUGUGUGUGCAGCAUUGCUGCUUCUCAUGGCCUUCGUAUCCCUUACACUCAGUCGCUUCCUUGAUCAACAUCGGCAGGCGGACAAGGUCUAUACCAAUCUCACUGCUCGCGAAUUAAGAAUCAAAGGAUUGGACGAUGUCCCUACUGAAGGUGACCGUUCAAGAAAACAUGUCUGGAGUUCAAGGUUUUCAGAGUUUUACUAUGGAUGUAGCGAUCCAAGCUAUCGAUUUCCAUCUGCUACAGUUGAUACAAAGUCCAAGCGGUACUUAAUGAUUGCAGCCAGUGGAGGACUGAAUCAACAAAGGACUGGAAUAAUAGAUGCAGUGGUCGUGGCUCGAAUGCUGAAUGCUACUUUGGUUGUUCCAAAAUUGGAUCAGAAAUCCUUUUGGAAAGAUAAAAGCAACUUUGAGGAAAUAUUCGAUGUUGAUUGGUUUAUAUCUUCACUCUCAGAUGAUGUUAAGAUUGUCAAAGAGCUCCCUGAAAAUAUUAGAAAAGAGGUGGGAAGGCCAACAAAAUUGCGUGUCCCCAGGAAAUGCAGUCGGCAUUGCUACGAAAGUCGAGUACUUCCAGUGCUUCUCAAAAGGCAUGUUGUUGAACUCACUAAGUUCGAUUAUAGGCUUGCAAACAAGUUGGACACUGAAUUUCAGAAAUUGCGUUGUAAAGUGAAUUAUCAUGCGUUACGGUUUACAAAGUCUAUUUCAGAAACAGGCCAGGAAUUGAUUGACAGAAUGCGAAAGAGGAGCAGGCGUUUCCUUGCUCUUCACUUAAGGUUUGAACCUGACAUGCUUGCAUUUUCUGGAUGCUACUAUGGUGGAGAAGACAAAGAAAGGAAAGAGUUGGGUGCCAUACGUAAACGGUGGAAAACCCUGCAUCUAAGCAGUCCCGAGAAAGCACGUAGACAUGGGAAAUGCCCUCUCACUCCUCAAGAAGUGGGGUUGAUGCUGAGGGCAUUGGGUUUUGGAAGUGACGUACACCUUUAUGUGGCAUCUGGUGAAGUGUAUGGAGGAGAAGAGACAUUGGCACCUUUGAAAGCUCUGUUUCCAAAUUUCUACACAAAAGAUACUUUGGCGAGCAAGGAGGAGCUAGAACCAUUCUCAUCAUAUUCCUCUCGUAUGGCUGCUCUUGAUUAUAUUGUUUGUGAUCAAAGUGAUGUAUUUGUGACAAACAAUAAUGGCAACAUGGCAAGAAUGUUGGCAGGACGGAGGCGUUACAUUGGACACAAGCCUACCAUUCGUCCCAAUGCCAAAAAGCUGUACUUGUUAUUUUUGAAUCGACAUAACAUGAGUUGGGAUGACUUUGCGCUUAAGGUGCGUGCAUACCAGAAAGGCUUCGUGGGGGAACCCAAUGAAGCUAGGCCUGGAAGAGGUGAAUUUCAUGAAUAUCCUUAUUCUUGUAUCUGUGACCGUCGGGAUGCAAAGAAGACUGUCAUAAACAUAAAAAAUCAGAGCAAGUCCAAUUCAGCAAAAGCUGGGGAUCUGAGGGAACAAACUAUGGAAGGUGGCAGAGCAAAUGAGUCAGUUGAUUAUGAUGCUGAAGGGAUUGAAAUGGACGAGUCUGAAGAAAGCUCACUUAUCCAUCAAGAAGCAGAAAAUGAUGAUUACACUCAUUUUACAAGGACAGAUGAACCUGAAUUAGAAGAGAUACUAUCAGACUGAUGAGUUUGAGGCUGGUCUUUUUUCCCCAAUAUAAAGCAUUCCUGUCUGAUGUAAGUUAUCUGAGAUAGGAUGUUCAACAAAUUUGCAGUCCUCUUCAUUAUCCAAUGAAAGAUAUUGCUACUGCCAUAGAUAAGCUGCCACAACUGAUGUAUUUUAUCUCCUGUAUCAUUUCAAUGUCAUAUUUUGUGAGCUUAUCAUUAUUGUAAGCAUUUAUUCUAAGGUGAUAAUGUAUGGAGGAAAUACACAGCUGUAGAGAGAUGUUUUUGCAAGUUGUUGAUCUCUUGGAGUGGGUUUUUCUUGUAUUGAUUAGUAGGCGCCUGAAAUGAAGAUUACCUCAUUGCAUU